Molecule: messenger RNA, 1918 nt
Organism: Impatiens glandulifera
Lineage: Eukaryota; Viridiplantae; Streptophyta; Magnoliopsida; Ericales; Balsaminaceae
Product: probable transcription factor At3g04930
Exons: 1
Coding region: 195-1469 (424 amino acids)
Biological process (GO): regulation of DNA-templated transcription
Cellular component (GO): nucleus
Source: RefSeq, a predicted model, not a curated record
AGUUAGGCUGACUGAGCAUCAUCGAAGUCGUACGGAAUAGGGAGAAGUAAGAGUCUCGUGAACGAACCCAAUAGUCUCUAAGUGGCUCCUAAAACCUAACCCUACGACUCAGCCAAACCUAACCCUGAUACUCCUUCCUCCUCCUCCUCCUCUGCGGAUCUCUCUCUCUCUAUCUCGUUCUCUCUCCUGCUCCUAUGGCCUCCGAAGAGAAUCAUCCCACUUACGCAGCAUUUCCGGAUCUCGACGAAGACGACGACGAUGAUACCGAAGAGGAAGAUCUCGAACAUCCUCCCAAACGCACGGAAGAUAUAGACGAUGACGACGAGGACGACGACGAAGAUGACGACACCUCUUCUUCCAAUCUCGCCACCGGCGGAGAAUCCAUUGUCCUUCCUUCCUCCUCCUCCUCCAAAGUCACCGUCGCCGUAGCAGGCGAUCCGGCUGUUUCCGUUGCUCAGGCAGUCACGAUCGCCCUCCCAGCCACCGAUUUCACUCCCGAUCCAAAGCGACUGCGGAUCGAGGGUGUUUCCGCCACCGGAAUUGAGAAAGGAGCCAAGCCUCUCGCCGUUUUUGACGAGUCUCGACGCCUAUUCCAGCGACUAUGGACGGACGAAGAUGAGAUCGAGAUCUUACAAGGCUUUCUCGAUUACACCAAGCAGCGUGGGAAUUCGGCAUCCCACCACCAAGACACAUCGGCGUUUUACGAUCUGAUCAAGAGCAAGCUGCAGCUCGAUUUCAACAAGAGUCAGCUGGUCGAGAAGCUCCGACGUCUGAAGAAGAAGUACAGGAAUAUCCUCGGCAAGAUCGGUCCAGGAAAGAGCUACCUUUUCAAGACCCCGCACGAGCAUGCAACUUUUGAGAUCUGCCGCAGGAUCUGGAGCGCCGACGGUACCCCCAUCGGAGGAGGUGGAUAUGAGGAUGAUGAAACAAACCCUAAUAACCCUAACCCUCACGCUAAUUCAGUGGAUCGCAUCAACAACGGUCUGGAUGCUAAUUCAGAGAGAAAGGCGGCAGCAUCCAAAUCAAGAAAACGAACCUCCAAAGGGGUUGAGAAAACCGAGGAGAAACCCCACUUCCCUCACUUAACAACUCCUCCGACUGCAAAUCCAACCUCAAACCCAAAUCCAAAUCCAAAUCCAACUCAAAAAAACACAGCUCCCCCGUUUCCAAACAUGAUCGAGGAGACAGUAAGGAGUUGCCUUUCGCCCUUAUUCAAGGAUUUGAUUCAAGGUAACAUGAACGGGCCGUGUAGUUCGAGGGGAGGAUUCCUGGGCGUUGCUAUGAAUUCGAUGCCUUUUGGGUUAUGGAAUCCUUCUUCGGCUAGUUUCUCAGGCGGUGGUGGAGAUGUAAUGGAGGAAAAAUGGAGGAAGCAGCAGAUAUUGGAGUUGGAAGUGUACUCUAAACGACUAGAAUUGGUGCAGGAUCAGAUCAAGUCUGCAUUAGAGGAGUUGAGAUCACCUGGAAGCUGAAAGAAAUAAAGAAAGGAAGGAAGGAAGAAGGAUCGAUCGAUCGAACUUUGGUGGGUUAUCACUAGUAAGUAGUCUAAACUUCAUCAAUUGGUCAAUGGUGUAGUUAUAUAUAUAUAUAUUAUAUUCUGUUUAAACUAUCAUUCUGUUGUUUAUUUAACUCCUAUUUACUAUUAUUAUUAUUAUUAUUAUUAGCGGUGAGAAUAAUAAUAAUAAGAAGAAGAAUUUGAUCUUGUUUUCGGAUAAAAUGUAAAAGUGUCAUCAUAUAUACAUUCAUAAAAGCUUACAUUUCAAUCCACAGAAGCUAGGUAGCUGCAAAGGAUGAUAUGAUUGAUUGAUGGAUGGGUAUUGGUAUUGUAUGUUUGUUUGUUUGUUUUCUUCUUAUUCUUAUUUUAAGUUGUGUUUCUAACCUUGAUUCAAAGUUUACAUUUCUUGUGUUUCUUAUUUUAAGU